Molecule: messenger RNA, 1348 nt
Organism: Lacerta agilis (Sand lizard)
Lineage: Eukaryota; Metazoa; Chordata; Lepidosauria; Squamata; Lacertidae
Gene: B4GALT1
Product: beta-1,4-galactosyltransferase 1
Exons: 6
Coding region: 150-1175 (341 amino acids)
Biological process (GO): protein N-linked glycosylation; carbohydrate metabolic process
Molecular function (GO): cytoskeletal protein binding; beta-N-acetylglucosaminylglycopeptide beta-1,4-galactosyltransferase activity
Source: RefSeq, a predicted model, not a curated record
CCGCGCCGGGCAGGACAGCAGGCAGGCAGCUACGGAGCGCCUGGGCGCCUUUGUAGCGGUGCCGUCGCUUCCCUGGCCUGCCGAGCGCGCCGCGAUGCUGCGCCCUCGGAUGCCGCGCUCGGAGCAGCACUGAACCGGCGGCGCGCACCAUGAAGGAGUUGCCCGGCGCCUCGCUGCAGAAGGCUUGCCGCCUGCUCGUCAUCUUCUGCGUCCUCCAUCUCCUGGCCGUCGUCUUCUACUGCUUGGCCGGCAGCACACUCAGCUUCCAGUGGAGCCUGGAAGCGGCGGUGCCCCGCGGCCCUGCGCCCUCCCGGCGGGACCCCGCGGCGACGGCCCCCAAUACCUCUAAGCCGAACGCCUCUUGCCCCGAGCCUUCUCCUCAUCUGGUUGGCCCUUUGCGUGUGGAGUUUUCGCUGACUGUGGAUUUGAAGAAAGUGGCAGACGACAACCCAGAAGUCAGGGAAGGAGGCCGCUACACCCCAAAGGAAUGCAAUGCGCUUCAGAAAGUAGCACUUAUCAUCCCGUUCAGAAAUCGAGAUGAACACUUGAAAUACUGGCUGUAUUAUCUUCAUCCAAUCCUUCAAAGGCAGCAACUUGAUUAUGGUAUAUAUGUAAUCAACCAGGGUGGAGAAGCAACAUUUAACCGUGCGAAGCUUCUGAACAUAGGCUUCACAGAAGCUUUGAAAGAAUACGAUUAUGACUGCUUUGUAUUUAGCGAUGUUGACCUAAUCCCUAUGGAUGACAGAAAUAUAUACAAGUGUUACAGUCAACCCAGGCACCUCUCCGUGUCGAUGGAUAAAUUUGGAUUCCGCUUGCCUUACAAUCAGUAUUUUGGAGGAGUGUCUGCUUUGAGCAAGGAGCAAUUCCAAAAAAUCAAUGGCUUUCCCAAUAAUUAUUGGGGCUGGGGUGGUGAAGAUGAUGACAUUUAUAACAGGAUUGUUUUCAAAGGCAUGAGAAUCUCCCGCCCAGAUGCUGCAAUUGGGAAAUGUCGGAUGAUUCGCCAUUCGAGAGACAACAAAAAUGAGCCCAACCCACAGAGGUUCAACAAAAUUGCUCACACAAAGGAGACAAUGAACUCUGAUGGCUUAAACACUCUGAAAUACACAGUAGAAAGAACUGAGAAAUACCCAUUGUAUACAAAAAUCACAGUGGAUAUAGGCUCACCAAAAAGCUAGCAUGGCAGAGGUGCAACAGAAGACUUGAAGAACCCUAAACAGGGGCUGCUCACCCUAUCAGAAUUUUAUCCCUGCCGUUUUAUUACAAUCAACAUGAAAAAAAGGAUGCCUUAUUUUGCCAUUUUGAGGCCUUUCAGCUGGAUGGACAAUUAAGAAUUUUAAUCUCAAAACUC